AUGGAAAAACUGAGCUCAUGGUUACAUGAACGCACUAAAAAAAGAAAGGAGCUGAAAAAGACUAUUCGAAACUUUUGGAAUGAAGAAAUAUCUUUAGAUGAAGAACCAGAGAAGGGCAUUUCAAAUGUACAAAAUAUUAUUGAACAUUUGAAAGAUAAAAGAAGGUCCUCUUUUGAAAGAGACUUAUCUUCAGGUGAGGAUGCUGCUUCAAUUAGUUCGAAAAGUGGUAUUAACAGUUGCAUUGAAGAAAGGAUUGAGGACGAUAAUAUCUUUGGUCCAUCUGUUUCUGAAAUUCAAGAAAAAAUAAUGAAUCAAAACCUGAAUUAUGGAGCAGCUCUUUUACAUGGUGAAGGCGAGGCUAUGGCACAAUUUGUGCAAGCAGGGAAAAGAAUACCGAGAAGAGGUGAGGUUGGAUUAACAGGGGAACAGAUUGAAUCGUUUGAGAAGGUAGGAUAUGUAAUGAGCGGAAGUAUGCAUAAGAGAAUGACUGCCGUAAGAAUCAGAAAGGAGAAUCAGGUUUAUACGAUGGAGGAGAGAAGAAGUAUAGCUCUUCAGAACGAAAAACAAAGAUUGCUAAAGGAGUCACAAUUGAUAGGAGAGCUUCGUGAACUCAUAAAAAAAGAAGAAAAAAAGCUUUAG
Messenger RNA from Cryptosporidium ubiquitum, 639 nucleotides. RefSeq lists its product as uncharacterized. Gene Ontology annotation, biological process: regulation of gene expression. Bases 1 to 639 code for a protein of 212 amino acids. The record is from RefSeq and is a predicted model, not a curated record. NCBI's taxonomy places the organism in Eukaryota, Apicomplexa, Conoidasida, Eucoccidiorida, Cryptosporidiidae. The transcript has a single exon. Gene Ontology annotation, molecular function: chromatin binding. Gene Ontology annotation, cellular component: nucleus.